AUGUCCUACAUCGUCAAAUCUCUGCCUACUCUUGAGCGCCUGCAGGUUUCAGAAUCGGCUUUCCGCGACAUUAACCCACAAAGAAUUGCUUCUGAGUGGUUUGCUCAAUUCUCAAAGUAUGCAACAAACGGCAAUGUCGCUGAAUUGGAAACUCUGCUCUCAGAAGGGGCUCUAUGGCGGGACAUACUCUGCAUGACUUGGGACUUUCGCACGUUCCAGGGAGCUGCAGCUGUCCACACCUUCCUCGUCGAUAGACUUGCGACAUCAGAGUUGUCUGAGUUUAAGCUGAAUGCACAGUAUCUUGGUCUACGACACCCUUAUCCCGAUAUCGCGUGGAUCGAAGCCAUGUUUACGUUCCAGACUAAAAUAGGGUUCUGCUCAGGUGUCUUCCGUCUCGUGCCACACCAGAACGACGCGUGGAAAGCCCACUGCAUCUUCACCAAUCUCGAGGACCUCAAAGGCUUUCCCGAGAAGGUCGGCCCUCUCAGAAAUCCAUUCCCGAACCAUGGUAAAUGGGAAGAAGAGCGGCGCCACGCUACAUCUUUCGCGUCCCAGGAUCCCGCAGUGCUUAUCGUUGGUGCUGGCCAGAGCGGCUUGGAGCUUGCCGCCCGUCUAAAGGCUUUGGACAUCUCUGUCCUUGUCCUCGAAAAGAACCCUCGCAUUGGAGACAACUGGCGGAACAGAUAUGAAGCGCUUUGCUUGCACGACCCAGUCUGGUAUGAUCAUAUGCCUUAUAUGCCAUUCCCUUCGUCUUGGCCAGUAUACACACCAGCAAAAAAACUUGCCAACUGGUUGGAAUAUUAUGCGGAGGCCCUGGAACUCCCUGUAUGGACCUCCUCCGAGGUGAAGUUGGCCACUAUCGACGAACAUGGCACCUGGAAAGUCACCGUCGGAAGAGCCUCCGAACAAGACCGUGUUUUUAACGUGAAGCAUCUUGUCUUCGCGACUGGAUUUGGAAGUUAUCGAGGAAAGUUACCGGAUUAUCCUGGAAUGGACAAUUUCAGGGGACAGAUAUUGCAUAGUUCGCAACACCAUAAAGCAAUGGAUCAUGUCGGCAAGCGAGUGGUUGUGAUUGGGGCCUGUACCUCUGCCCAUGAUAUCUGCGCCGACUACUACGAGCACGGAGUUGAUGUGACCAUGUUUCAGCGUUCAUCGACCUAUGUUAUGACCACUCAGAAUGGCUGGCGAAUUCACUUCGACGGGGUCUACUCUGAAAACAGUCCACCACCAGACAUUUCUGAUAGGCUCAAUGCGUCAUACCCGAACGCCCUCGUCGGGCUUCUUGCACCACGAAAGGCGCUGGAAAUCGCCGAUGCCGACAAAGAGCUGUUAGACGGACUCAAAAAACGAGGUUUUCGUCUCAACAUGGGCUACCAAGAUGCAGGCUUCUCCCUUGCCGUUUGGGAGAACGCUGGAGGAUAUUAUCUCGAUGUCGGAACGAGCCAAUUGAUUGUUGAUGGCAAGAUCAAGCUCAAGAACGAUAGUCAAAUUGCGGAGUUUACCCCGACCGGACUCGCGUUCCAAAAUGGGACCGAACUGCCUGCAGAUGUGGUUAUAUUUGCAACUGGUGUUGGAGAUGUUCGCGACAAUAUUCGGAAAGUCUGCGGGGACGACAUCGCAAAUAGAUGCAAGCCAAUUUGGGGCCUAGACGAGGAAGGCGAAAUUCAAGGAUGCUGGCGUGAUUUAGGAAUUCCUGGAUUGUGGUAUAUGAUGGGGAACCUCGCUUAUUGCCGUUUCCAUUCGAAGCAUGUUGCUUUGCAGAUCAAGGCGAUGGAAGAGGGAAUAUUCGAGGGAAAGCGCUACAGUCUACACUAA
Mycena indigotica is the source of this 1815-nucleotide messenger RNA. RefSeq lists its product as uncharacterized. Gene Ontology annotation, molecular function: flavin adenine dinucleotide binding; monooxygenase activity. The record is from RefSeq and is a predicted model, not a curated record. NCBI's taxonomy places the organism in Eukaryota, Fungi, Basidiomycota, Agaricomycetes, Agaricales, Mycenaceae. The transcript has 14 exons. The coding region runs from base 1 to 1815 and encodes 604 amino acids.